Messenger RNA from Pogona vitticeps (central bearded dragon), 5635 nucleotides. RefSeq names its product regulator of microtubule dynamics 3 (gene RMDN3). Lineage: Eukaryota; Metazoa; Chordata; Lepidosauria; Squamata; Agamidae. The record is from RefSeq and is a predicted model, not a curated record. Gene Ontology annotation, molecular function: microtubule binding. Gene Ontology annotation, cellular component: cytoplasm; mitochondrion; mitotic spindle pole.
UGUCAACUUUCCGCUGAGUCUGGGGAGGGGGUGGGUGGGCGGCGGCGGCAAGUAAAACGGGAAAUCGGCCCCGAAAGGAGCAGCGCGCGCGGAGACUCAACUGUCACAGUCAAGGGCCCGCCUUCCGUCGUUCUGAGGCUCCCGCGAGGGAAGACUCGCUUCGGCGCUGAACCGUCCGUUUAGUCACAUAGAUGCAUACACUGUUGUGGCACAGCCCGGUCCUAGGCAGGUCUACUCUGAGGGAAAUCCCAUUGCGUUCAACGGCGCUUUCGUCCGGUUUCUGGGGGCGGCGGGCUGUUGUAUAAAGACACUUGUUGCGGCGUCAGCUGCAGCUGCCCUUCUCCUCAGCGCCCCAAGGCGCCUUGCCAGUGCGGGGUGGCCGGGCUGUAAGCAGACCUGCCGGGCUCCUUCGGAGUGCGGGCACCGCGGGGGUCUCUGGCCGUGCCUUCCCCACCUCCCAGGGGGAAGGAAGGAAGGAGUCUUCGCUUUCCUAACAUCGGCCUCACGUCGCCUGUGCACGGGGUGGCGUGGCCCAGUUGCCACAUGGACUGAACUGGUUGUGAGCGGGGCUUUGAAGAAGGGCCCUCUUCGAUCUUGUUGGGUACGGUAGCUUUGGGCCCCUCGAGGGUGGCUGCUGCCUGGCUGCUGAUCCACCGUAUGCACGCAAGUCACCGAGGAAUUGUGGUUUCCCCCCUCACAGAAAUACACUGACGGCCAACAAUAAAAAAGGGACACCCGUUUAUAUUUGCGUAUCCAGCAUGUCUAAAAUAGGGGCUUUUCGUGUGGGACUUGGUGUGAUUUUGGGAACAGCUGCAGGAAUAGGUCUCUUCUAUUACUACUACUACAAACAAAAGAGGAAAAAGACUUGGCGUAAAGAUAGUUUUAGAUCUCCAAAUAUUCGAAGUCAACAGAAUGCACUGAACCCUCAAGAACAUAGAGAAAUUCUUCAGCCUUAUAAUCAAGUCCCAUGGAUAAGACCAGUACCAAUGGAAGGUGGUGAUAAUGACCCAUGUACAGCUCUUCUAACACGUGAAGAACAGGCUGAAGUGCUGAAUCGUUUGGACUUUGUACUCAGAAGCCUAAAAGAGUUGCGAAAUGAAGUGGAAGAGCUACGAAAUAGCCUGCAGGGUUUAGCUGGAGAGAUUAUUGGAGAAGUCCGGUCUCAUAUAGAAGAAAGCCAGAAGGUUGUUCGGCGGAGGCGUUUUGGAUAUCCCAGAGAAAGAAGUGAUUCCACAGGAUCAAGUUCCAUAUACUUCACAGCCAGUUUGGGAACAGCUAAUACUGAUGAUGGUGAAAGCGAAGGAGGUUACAUUACAGCAAAUGGAGAAUCAGAUUAUGAUCGAGAAUCUGAUAAGGAGAGUGAAGAAGGGGAAGAUGAAAUCAGUUGUGAGACAGUGAAGACAGGAAGGAGGGAUUCCAUGGACCUUGUCAAUGAGGAUGAAACCACCGUGACUGUGGAUUCCGCAGCAGAGGAAGAACUUGGUCGGUUGCUGCAGCAAGCAGAUGACUUGCACAGGGGGAAUGACCAGGAGAAGAGAGAAGGAUUCCAAAUGCUUCUUAACAAUAAACUAGUGUAUGGUGACAAGCAGGAUUUUCUUUGGCGUCUGGCCCGAGCAUAUAGUGAUAUGUAUGAAAUCACAGAAGAUGCAGAGGAGAAGAAGAACUAUGUAUCUGAUGGCAAAGAAGAGGCAGAAACAGCUCUGCUGCUGGGAGAUCAAAGUUCUGAGUGUCACCAGUGGUAUGCUAUUCUGUGUGGUCAGUUCUCAGAACAUGAAAGUAUACAAAAACGCAUUCAAGCAGGGCAUGAGUUUAAGAAACACAUUGAUCAAGCAAUCACUCUGAAACCAGAUAAUCCUAGAUCUUACUAUCUCCUUGGCCAGUGGUGUUACAAGGUGUCUCAUCUGGGGUGGUUGGAGAGGAAAACUGCUUCUGCUUUGUAUGAAGAACCUCCUACUGCCAGUGUUCAGGAUGCUCUACAGAAUUUCUUACAGGCUGAAAAACUGAGCCCUGGAUUUUCAAAAAUGGGAAGAGUAUACAUUGCCAAAUGCUACAGAGAACUGGGGGAUAACUCUAUGGCUGCUCACUGGCUGAGUUUGGCUUCAGAACUACCAGUCAUCACCAAAGAGGAUGCAGAAAGCAACAGAGAAAUAGAAGAGAUGCAAACUCUUUCAGAGGAUUGAGCAAGUUUAACAUUCUCAUCCUUAUACUAGUUGUGUAUGAGCAGUGUAAAGGAUUUUAUAACUGUGAUAGCCCUCACUGGAGAUCAUGAACUCAGAAUUUUUUAAAAAAUCCCUACUGUCAGCAGUCCUUUCUCAAAUAUUUAAGCUGGCGGUACCAUGCUUAUUAAAGAAACCCAAUUCACCUCCUCUCUGACAGAUUCUAAAUUGGUUCCUAUUCUUUCAUGGAUAUGUUUUGAGUCUUGUAUAUCUACCAGCUUUACACUUCCAAGUUACAUUAAUUUCUCACUUCCUAUACUAAUAUGGGGUUAAAAAUCCAUUUUCGAUGUUGGCCCUGUUUUCAUAAAGCACUAGAAAUUGUUGGUGGAAAAUAAAAUCUAUACCAGAUAUUAUGUGGGAGAACUAUACCCAGGAUCUCCCAUAUAUUUAUUAGUUUUAUAUCACAGUAGAUCUGAUGGAUAUUAAUGAUUUCCUCUCUAUGCUAUUUCUUAUUCAAAAUCUCCUCUCAGCUAUUUGUUAUGUACAUACAGUGACUGUAUGUAUUAUUCCACAAAGCAAACAGCAACUCUGUGGGGAGGGCUGUUAAUCUGAGGCAACCAUGUAGGGGGAAAAACUUACUAACUCCCCCCCCAUAGCACCACAGACCUCCCAACCUCAGCAAUGGCUUCUUUCAUCUAAACGAACAAGAUGAAUUCUCCUGUCACCUGGUUUGAACAGACUAUAGAAAUGAAAUUGAUAGAUCAUGGUUCUCUGCAAUUAAUAUGUGCCUUCCUUUUUCUAACUGUUUAGACAGUUGGCUUCAUCUGUGCAGGAAAGCCAUAUUUUCAAAAUCUGGAUCAGAUAUUUGUGACCAGUCCAGAGAGGAAAAUGUCAAAAUCUAUUGAACAUGGUAUUGUUCAGUUACAGACAGUGAACUACUGUCAAUCUGAAAUAUGCGGGGAAUGGUAAACCACUUCUGAGAACUAUUUACCUAGAAAACCUUGAAGAGAGUUGCCAUAAGUUAGAAUUGGCUGGAUGGCAUCCAAUUAUUAUUUAAUAUCCAGGUGGAGAGGAAAAAAAUUGGAAAAAAAUGACAUCACUGCCAAAAGGAAUUACUAUAUGUUAAGUUUAAGGGAUAAAAAUUUUGUUGGAUUGGUUUUUAACUUUACAAAGGUCAAGCUGGCAGUAGGAUCUCUUAUUGCUGCCAUUGGUUAACUCUGUUACAGUUCAUACUAAACUGCCCUUGCUUAGAAAUUAAUUCAGUUCUUAUUAUGCUGUUUACAUGAAGAACGUAAUGCAGUCAAAGAAUAUCUUGUUCUGGUUGUAGCAGAAUAUAUCAUUUUAUUUAAAUGUUCAGAAUAAUAUCUGUGGACCUACUGUGUUUGCAAAAAACAACCCUGCUUUUUAAAAAAACUGACUAGCAUAAUUCAUUCUUUCCUUCAGGAUUUCUAAAGUAUGCACAAAGAUCCUUGACAGUUGUGUUGGGUGAGCUUUUGACUGAUUGAAAUGUAGAGGAGCAUGUAUGUAUGCUCAUAUCUAAAAAUCCUGCCAAUGUUAGGUAAAAUUAGUCUUAGAACUCUUAUAGGUAUCCAUUGAAAAGAAUCAGGUGAACAUAAGCCAGCAUUUCUUAAAAGCUUCUUUUAUGAACUUUUUAAACAUUGCUUCAAGGGUUUUGGUGGACUAUUUAGUUUUUAAUUUUACAAGUGAAAUUCUAUCUUAAUAAUAUUGGUCUUCAUCAAUGGCAUAAUCAUCCAAACCAGCACUGUAUUGUGGUAAUCUCAGGUUUGACACGUGCUAAUGAGAACUGACUCUUGAAUGAGAAAAUGUUUAGGAAAAAAUUAAUGUGAUGUUGGUACAGUUUAUUGUGAAAAUGAGUGGCCUUGGGCCACAGUCUUGUAAGCUUGUUUGAUAGGCCAAACAAGCUAUCAUUACAAGCUUUUCAAAACAGCCUCAGUCUCCCUCUUCAUAAAAAAUAAAACAAGGUGCUGAGCCAAGUACGAUAUUGAGCUUGGGAAACCUUGGUCUUACCCAAUAUAUUGCUAUUCAGAAGUAGCUGUUAAAGUUAAAAACUUGUCCCACUACUCUGCAGUAUCUGGACCAAAGGUUUGCUCUUAAUAGGAGGGAGUAAAUUCUUGUUAAUACAUUCUUGAACCUUGUUUUUCAACUUAAAAGAAAAUUAAUGAACUGGUCUUUUAAUGGCUUUGAGAUCAGUUCUAUUUAAUAUGAUCAGAAUUGUAAGUAUACUAAAAUGUAAUAACUUGUUUUAUUCUUGCAAGAGAUGUCUAAAUUAUUAGACAUUGACCAAAUUAUUUCUGUAGGUGCUGCUUGAAGGGGAAAAAAACACAUUCUAGAAGUGUUGAAAGCAAACAGACAGCUUGUAACUCAGGCUACAAUCUCUUCCCCAUAUAGCUGGCAGUAAGCUAUACUGAAUGCACUGGGGUUUAUUUCUGCCAUUUUUUUCUUCCACUUUUUGAAAUCCAUGUGAAUUCCUUAUAGAUGAGAACGCUAAACGGUACUGUUUCUAUAGGAAUUCAUUUAAAUGAUGUCUUUAAAGAAGGUCACCCCCUCAGAGAGUUAGGUUUGUUUGUUGCAAUUGCAAAUGUAUUUAUAAUAGUAUGGAGUGGAUGUUUGCUAUGUGUGUGCAAUGGGCAUGUGAAAUAAUUAUUAAUCUAAUCUUAACACAAUCUAUUAAAAUGACAGUAAGAUAUAUGAAAAUAGGGAUCUUUAAGAAACCUCAUUCAAGAUUCGGUAGAAGGCCAUGUACAACCUGCAAACUGCAUUCAAUAUUCCACUGUGACCUACUUCUAAUUACAUUCCCCCCAAUAUUAAUUGCUGCAUGGGAGCAACAUGAGGCUUCUCUUAACUAUAAGGACAAAGCUUGAUAUGACCCUCAAACUGUGCACUGCCAACACUUAAUUUAAGGAGCCCAAGAGGAGACUGCCUAGAAUCCCGAUUUCCAUCCCCAUUUGGUCAGAAUGAUUCUUAUUUAAGAUAUUACAUUCUCUUAACACCAUAGAAUAUUGAGCUGAAAACUAAAAACAAUGCUGGAAUUGUUUUAUGUAAUCAAGGCAGUGUAUACUUUAGGGAGGGAGCUGGUAAAUUUAAGAUAAUUGUUGUGGAGGAGCACAUAGGUGGAAAUAAGGUGUGGGUGUUUGUUUGUGUCUGUUUGAAUUGUGUAUGUUUUGCUAACUAAAUGUCAGUUAAGGUGAAAAGCUGUUAUGAAUGCACUGCAGCCCUCUUAGCAUCAAAGCACUGAUGGUCCUGUGGAUGAGUGAUAGGUGAAGAGAACUGAUGUAGGAGGAAUAAUUUUUAAGAUUUGUUAUGGGAAGCAAAAGGCAAUUAUAAUUUCCUCCAACACUGUUCUUUGAUUAUGUAUUUUUGUUUUUAAAAAAACAGACUAAUGCAAGAAUGUUAUUACUGCAUAAUUGAUUUUAACCAGCUUCCUUUGAAAUAAAAGUGACACCACUGCCCAAUGGUAA